Messenger RNA from Auanema sp. JU1783, 237 nucleotides. The record is from the annotation of a GenBank genome assembly. NCBI's taxonomy places the organism in Eukaryota, Metazoa, Nematoda, Chromadorea, Rhabditida, Rhabditidae.
AUGUUACGAAGAUUCUUCCUAAAGCAAACAACGAAUGGAAGCGCAGAGAACAUUAUCGAACUCAUGGAAUACGACAGGUGCCCCAAAGAAUCAGCGGGAAUCCGUGUUCACAACAGGAGAGAACCGCAAGGUCUAUCCUCUGAUGACUUGGCUCUGUAUUCCCUCGUGAUAGUAAUGGCAGUUCUCGCACUGUGUGCUUUCAUAGUUACAGGUGUCAUAUUGGCUAUGUUAGUUUGA